This is a messenger RNA of Nyctereutes procyonoides (raccoon dog), 267 nucleotides long. RefSeq names its product keratin-associated protein 19-7-like. Lineage: Eukaryota; Metazoa; Chordata; Mammalia; Carnivora; Canidae. The transcript has a single exon. The record is from RefSeq and is a predicted model, not a curated record. The coding region runs from base 63 to 248 and encodes 61 amino acids.
AAGAUGUCGAAAUUCACACUCUGACUCUUGCAUUCAACCGCCAACUCACCACCCUUGACACCAUGAGCUACUACGGCAACUACUAUGGAGGCCUGGGCUACGGCUGUGGAGGCUUCGGUGGCCUGGGCUGUGGCAGUGGCUGGGGAUGUGGCAGCUUCCCGAGACUGGGCUGGGGCUGGGGAGGCUACAGAUAUGGCUGCGACCGCCCACUGUGCUAUGGAGGAUAUGGAUUCUCUACCUUCUAUUAAACAUACUGUUGAAAUUGAA